Messenger RNA from Cimex lectularius (bed bug), 2283 nucleotides. Its product is annotated as probable peroxisomal acyl-coenzyme A oxidase 1. The transcript has 13 exons. Bases 89 to 2101 code for a protein of 670 amino acids. The record is from RefSeq and is a predicted model, not a curated record. Gene Ontology annotation, biological process: fatty acid beta-oxidation using acyl-CoA oxidase; lipid homeostasis. Lineage: Eukaryota; Metazoa; Arthropoda; Insecta; Hemiptera; Cimicidae. Gene Ontology annotation, cellular component: peroxisome. Gene Ontology annotation, molecular function: FAD binding; acyl-CoA oxidase activity; fatty acid binding.
UAAUCAAUUAUACAGGCUUGCUUAUAAUUCGGUGGUGUCUUUUCAUUUGAUUAAUGUUCACCUUUAAGGGCGCUAGCCUUAGUUCAAAAUGGAAUCUAAAACCAUGAAAGUCAAUCCAAUACUGGUCAAAGAAAGAGAAAAAGCCACUUUCAAUUCUGAAGAAUUUACCAACGUAUUUGACGGUGGGGCAGAUAAUACAAACAUCAGACGAAGAUUAACUGAUUUCUUUAUGAACGAUGAAAGAUUUGAUGAUAAUGUUCCUAUUGAGUAUUUAAGUUAUGCUGAAAGAUACGAAGAAGCCUUAAAGCGGUCUUGUAUUUUGUUUGAGAAGCUAAUCGAAUGGCAGCAAACUCAUGGGGACGGUAUAGAAAUUUUCAGAACUGUUCUCGGAGGGAAUAUCGCAGAUGCUCUUAUUAAAGACGGAAUGCCACUUGUGAUAAAUUACACUAUGUUCCUACCUGCGAUUUUCAAUAUGGGAAAUAUAGAUCAACAAGCCAAAUGGAUUGAACGGGUGUUGAAAAUGCAGAUAAUAGGAACAUACGCUCAGUCAGAACUCGGUCAUGGUUCCUUUGUAAGGGGUAUAGAGACCACUGCAACGUACGAUCCAAAGACUGAAGAAUUUAUUUUGAAUACACCCACCCUUACUUCACACAAAUGGUGGCCUGCCGGGUUGGGACAUACAGCAAAUUAUGCGGUGGUGUUCGCUCAACUGUGUUCACAAGAAAAAUGUUAUGGUCCGCAUGCGUUUUUAAUGCAGCUUCGUAACGAGGAAACUCACAUGCCUCUUCCAGGAAUUACCAUUGGAGAACUUGGAAGCAAACUGGGUCUAAAUGGAAUCAAUCAAGGAUUUAUGGGUCUCAAUAAUGUGAGGAUACCACGAGCAAACAUGUUAAUGAAAAGUGCUGAAAUUCUAAAGGAUGGUACCUAUGUUAAAAAUCCAUCAACAAAGAAAAGCAAUUAUGGAACGAUGAUGAUGGUCAGAGUUAUUCUUGUCAAAUGGACUGUGUGCAUUGCUCUCGCUAAAGCAGUUACGAUUGCCACAAGAUACAGUUGUGUACGAAAACAAUCUGAAAUGAGACCAGGAGAGGGCGAGUGUUAUGUAAUUGAAUACAAAACACAACAAUACAAAUUAUUCCCACAUAUCGCUUCAGUUAUGAUGAUUUCUAAUGCUGCUUUAUAUCUAACACAAAUGCACGAUUCGACAAAAUUAGAUAUUCAUAACUCUGAACUGGAUGAGACCAUUGCUGAGAUACAUGCUCUAUCUUGUUGUCUAAAAGCGUUGACAGCAACGGAUGCUGUACGCGGAAUAGAAGAGUGUAGAAAAGCAUGUGGAGGUCAAGGAUAUUUAACUUCAAGCGGGUUUCCAAAUCUUUAUAGCUCUACAACCGCUGUGGAAACGUAUGAAGGAGAAACAACCGUUUUAAUGCUUCAAACUGGGAGGUAUUUAUUAAAAAUGUGGAAACAAGCAAAUCAAGGUAUAAAAUUGGCUGGAUUGAUGGAAUAUUACAACACACACGCUUCAAAAACAGAUAUCCCAUGGAGAAACACAUUUCAUAACUUAAAUGAUGCUUAUAAGCGCGUCGCAAUUGGAUUAAUCAGAGAUACGUCACUGAAAAUUGAUUGUAUGAUGUCAUCUGGUGUUAUUCGUGAAGAAGCAUGGAACAUUUACUCGAACAACUUGGUGCUAUGUGCUGAGGCACAUUGCCGUUCCUUCAUGAUGGAUCGAUAUGAACGAUUGAUAAACACAGAAACUUUAUCCCAAGAGCUUAGGAAUGUGCUAACACAGUUGGGCGAGCUGUACGGGGUUUAUUACUUAUUGAAAAACUUCGGGUACUUCAUAAUGUACACAAAUAUACAAAACGAAGAUAUAAGUUCGAUUAGAGACUGGCAGAAUUCAUUGCUGACUGCAAUAAGACCGAAUGCAAUUCCUAUUGUCGACAGUUUUGACAUUUCGGACAAAGUUCUUCAGUCUGCAAUUGGUGCUUAUGAUGGAAAUGUUUACGAACGGCUUUUUUCUGAAGCAAAAAAGAGCCCACUCAACUCUCAACCAGUACCUGCUGCUUUUGAAAAGUACAUAAAACCAUUGAAAUCACGAUUGUGACUUUUGCAAUUAUUUGUUUCAACCUGUGGCUAAAUAUUAAAUUAAUUUCUUUUGAGAACAAAUAAUUACAAUUAUCAAUGAAAUUGUUUAUAAUGUGAUUAAUAUAUAAUCAAAUUAAAAAAAAAUGAUUUUCUUCAAUUUGUUCAAUUGUACUAUGGUGGUCUACUAAAACAAUUUUAUUA